AUGGCCCUGCCUUUACCACUGCCAGCUUGGCAGCAAAGAGAGCUUGUUCGAGAGAGAGAAACUUUUAGAUAUGAUCCCUCGUUGAUAGCAAAAUCUAUCCUCAACGCGCCAGAUGAUCUUAUCUCUUCUCGUAAUCUCACCACUUCAUCUGACGCAACCUUAACCUCAUUUUGUCAACUCGCGGCUCUACGUCUCAACGCGUCAAGAUCUCUAGUAUCACUCUUUGAUCGCUCUAGCCAGUAUGUUGUUGCAGAAGCUACGCAGUCUGGUCGUCUUCUUCCAAAUUCCUUCUCCGCCAGUCCCGAUCAAGGCCUGUGGCUCUGUGGAACACACUUCACUCGCUCAUUUGGAGUUUGCGAACGCGUUAUACAAGACUCCGCCAAGUCCUUGAAUUCCAAGCCUCAGAUUACAGUAAUCAACGACCUGGCCGAAGAUGAAACAUUACGUCUACGACCUUACUGCCAUGGGUGGCCUAACAACCGCUUCUACGCCGGCAUACCGCUGAUGAGUCCCAGAGGGAUUGUCAUCGGAGUUCUUUGCGUUUUCGACUCGCAGCCGCGAUCAGGACUGGACAGUGCAUCGAAAACCAUCCUGCAAGACCUAUCUCAAUGUAUUAUGUCACAUCUCGAACACCGCCGCGUCAGCGAGCGAUAUCGUCAAGCAGAUCGUGUCACCCGCGGUAUCCGACGCUUCUUUCAUGGAAGCAACACCAAGACAGAACUUCAACGUGAUCGACUGCUUGCAGUUGAACCGAGACUUCGUACCCCAGGAGCAGAUUUCAGUCCACAAUUCAAUCACUCAACUGAUACCAGACACGGCGAUGAUCGAUUGUCGAGCACAUGUGCUAGCGCAGCUCAUAUCAUGCGCGACGCGCUCGAGGUCGAUGGGCUUUUACUUCUGGAUGCCUCGCACUCACAUCGAAGCCCUGGAGCAGAGUUAAAAGAACCCAUUGGCGCAUCGAAAGACGCUCACCUCGCUGCUGAUGAUCUAUGCCCCGUCCUCGGCUCGUCUGUUACAGUGGAGUUCAAACAAGAAGCAAAUUCCUACUUUGGGCAUUCAAGUCUGCACACCUCAAUCUUGCGAAGAUUACUUCAUUAUUGCCCACGUGGGACGAUAUGGACAUUUGACAGUUCUGACAGUGACGCCAGUGACGACCCGGGUGAUGAAAUAUCCUCGGAGGUUUCUGACAAUGACGAUAUCGCAGAAGAGUCAGAUGAAGCAACACCUGACGACCCAGAAACUACAAUAAAGCAUCAUACAAAACGACAGCAACUGAGAAAGGCUAUAAAAGAACUUCUGCCUGGCGCGAAAAGCGUAGCCUUCUUCCCUAUCUGGAAUGCUCAGAAACGGCGCUGGUUUGCCGGCGGUUUCGCUUACACCAGCAAAACAAGCCGAGUUUUCUCGCCUAAACGGGAGCUAAGUUACUUGCGAGCUCUUGGGACGGUCCUCAUGGCCGAAGUGUCUUUCAUUAAGGAACGUGAGGUGGAACACUCCAAAUUGGAUGUUCUGGACUCCAUCUCCCACGAACUACGAUCACCGUUGCAUGGUAUCUUCUUCGGCACUGGGGUACUUCGUUCUGGCAACCUGAAUGCCUCUCAGAACGACGCUCUGUUGUCCGUCGAGGCUUGCAGUCAGACGUUAUUGGACACUAUCGAUCAGAUUCUUGACUGGAGCAAGAUCAACCAUUUCACUACGUCGCUUGAAAAGGGCCCUGGAUACACUUAUACAGACGUUGACAGUCGUGUUCUUCGGUCUUCUCGGACUAACAGUAUGGAGGCUGGUAUGAUGAGCAUUGCAUCUGAUGUUGAUCUGCCACAGUUGAUUGAGGAUGUUAUCGAAAGCGUACACGUCGGACACGAGUUCCAGAAACAUACGCUAGGAACGUCUGGUGACAGUGUCCGAUUGGUCGUUCACUUCGAACCUAGCCUUAACUGGAGUUUUCACGUACAGCCCGGUGCAAUCCGACGCAUCGUGAUGAACAUCCUAGGAAACUCACUACGGUUUACUUCUAGUGGCGCCAUCCAUGUCCGAGUCGGACAAUCGGAAACGGAAGAUGUUUCGAUGCGUCUUGUCACACUCACGAUUAGUGACACAGGCUGUGGUAUGAGCAGCGAAUUUCUCGCGAAUGAUCUCUUCAGCCCGUUUACUCAGCAAAACAUGAUGGAUGCGGGCACCGGAUUGGGUUUGAGUAUAGUCAGACGCAUCACUCAGAAUCUUGGCGGAGACGUUGAGGUUCAGAGUUUAGUUUCUGUUGGCACUACAGUUCGCGUCACCCUGCCUAUGCAGCUAUCUGACAAGAUGGCCAAGGGAACUCACACGACGUUGCAACAAGAUAUGAACAAAGGCCUGGAAGGACUUAGGGUCACUAUGGUGGGACUGCAGGACUCGAAAGCUGAGAACACUACCGAUCUUGGAUGGGAUUCUUUGACGAGUGAGAAGGAUUGCAUUUCAACAAUUUGUCAGGACUGGUUGGGCUCACACAUCGUUGAAAUACCCGACGUGCAGCAUCAAAAUCCUCAUGUUGUGCUUUGUGACGAGCGCUACAUGGACCGAGCGAAGCUCCUUAUGGACCAAAACGAGUCGACGUCGCUAGUGGCCAUUUGUGACGAUCCUAUUGUCGCUCGAAAGCUUGAGAUGGAAAACACCUGUGAUGACAGCGGCCGGGUCGUUCUUUUCACACAUCGACCUGUCGGUCCUCGAAAGCUACAGAGACUUUUAUCCCGUAUUAACCAAGGCGACAAAGCCCCAAGACCAAAGUUGAGCGAUUCAAUAGCACCGAAUAUCAUCGAUUUUCACGCAAGUGAAACAUUGAAAGUACGAUUAGAUCCCCCAACACCACCGGGUGCUGAUUGUGAGAAGCGAGAUGGCCCUGGUUUGGAUCUCCCCACACCUUUGGAAUGGGCGCCGUCAAAAUCUCCCCGUUCACCUCUCACAACACCACUAGAGAAACCAAAUCCUAUCAGCAAUUCAGCAUCAACAGGAGAAACCUUCCUACUUGUUGACGACAAUCCCAUCAACCUCAAAAUGCUCAUCAUGUUUAUGAAGAAGUUGAAACUUCAGUACAGCACAGCCUCCAACGGUCAAGAGGCUGUGAUUAAGUAUAAAGAGAACCCAUCGAGUUACAAGUGCGUAUUUAUGGAUAUAUCAAUGCCUGUUAUGAACGGUUUUGAAGCUACCCGUCAUAUACGCACGUUCGAGGCUGAGUGUUCUAUUCCGAAGUGUAGUAUCUUUGCACUCACUGGUUUGGCGUCGCGCGAUGCCCAACAGGAGGCAGUUUUGAGUGGUAUUGACUUGUUUUUGACAAAGCCUAUCGCUUUGGCUGAGAUGAGGCAUUUAUUGGAGUCUAAGGAGUUAAUUUGA
Molecule: messenger RNA, 3360 nt
Organism: Fusarium venenatum
Lineage: Eukaryota; Fungi; Ascomycota; Sordariomycetes; Hypocreales; Nectriaceae
Biological process (GO): phosphorelay signal transduction system; phosphorylation
Molecular function (GO): protein binding; phosphorelay sensor kinase activity
Source: RefSeq, a predicted model, not a curated record